This is a messenger RNA of Benincasa hispida (wax gourd), 390 nucleotides long. NCBI's taxonomy places the organism in Eukaryota, Viridiplantae, Streptophyta, Magnoliopsida, Cucurbitales, Cucurbitaceae. The record is from RefSeq and is a predicted model, not a curated record.
AUGAUAACAAGAGCUAAAGCUGGCAUAUUUAAACCCAAAUCCUGGAUAAUAAGCAAAACUACUAAUUGGUCUCAAACAGAGACCACAAGAAUCACAACUACACUUGCAACUCCUCAGUGGAAGAAGGCUAUGGAUGAGAAAUACUCAGCUCUCAUAAAGAACAAGACCUGGACACUAGUUCCCUCAUCUCCAUCACACAUUAUAGUUGGAAACAAGUGGAUAUUUCGACUCAAGAGAAACAUGGAUGGCUUAAUACAGCGAUAUAAGGCCCGACUAGUUGUGAAGGGCUUUCAUCAACAUCAUGGAGUGGACGUCUUUGAGACAUUUAGCCCUAUCAUGAAGUCUUCCACGAUUCGAGUAGGAAUCAAUGUUGUUGUGUCACAAGGCUGA